Leptinotarsa decemlineata (Colorado potato beetle) is the source of this 911-nucleotide messenger RNA. Its product is annotated as lipase member H-like. Gene Ontology annotation, biological process: lipid catabolic process. NCBI's taxonomy places the organism in Eukaryota, Metazoa, Arthropoda, Insecta, Coleoptera, Chrysomelidae. The record is from RefSeq and is a predicted model, not a curated record. Gene Ontology annotation, molecular function: lipase activity.
AUUUCAUAAGAAAUGGUACUUCUUCAAAAAUUUCCAAAAUAAUCAUUUGAUUUUUGUUUGGUGCGGAUGUGUGUGACGAAAUUCCAAUAAAAAAAUAUUAUAAUUCUUAUCGAUUUCUUUUUUAUUUAUGUGAUAUGAUAAAAUCAAUUUGAAUUCAAAGCUAUAUAAAUCCAUCAUGACUUAUCCAUCUUAUCAUAAAUCGUGAAAAGUACCACUAUGAAGGCCAUUAUAACGCUUUCUGUUUUAUUUGUUACCAAUUAUGCUAUACCAAUUACUGAGAGGGACUAUCGAGAGUUGAGUACUAUUGUCCAAACCGCUCCGGAGGUGUACCAGUUGGAAAAUAGAACAGGAGCCAUACCCCCUUACCAUGCGAUAGAAAGCGAUAUAAAAUUCUAUUUUGCGAGUCGCAAAGAUCCGCUUCCUGUACUAAUCGAUACAAAAGAUCCAAACUCAAUAGUAAAAACCUCAUUUUCAUCUAAGAAAGAUACUUGGUUCGUAGUACAUGGUUGGAAGAGCGACUUUUCAUCGCGCAUGGAGGAAACAGUAGGCAACGCACUCGUGGAAAAGGAGGAUGUGAAUAUUUUUUGCGUGGACUGGAGCAACAUCGCUCUCAAAACUUACCUUGAAGCAUUUGCAGCAGUUCCGGAUGUUGGCAGAAUAACUGGAGAAUUAAUCAAAGUUCUCAUAACAAAUCAUGGACUUACCAUUAACAGAAUUUUUAUUGUUGGUCACUCACUUGGAGCACAUGUCGCAGGGCGAAUAGGAGAAGAUUUUGAAGGAAAUCUGCCUCUAAUCGUGGGUGAGUUUGUUUUUCUACAGAUUCAAAUAAUCGAACUUCGAAAUAACUAUCUGAGGAAGUUGAUAUGAGAUUGGGUUGUAGUUGCAGUAAUUAGAUGAACCUUGAAUCAUGA